Molecule: messenger RNA, 1035 nt
Organism: Thelazia callipaeda (thelaziosis nematode)
Lineage: Eukaryota; Metazoa; Nematoda; Chromadorea; Rhabditida; Thelaziidae
Source: the annotation of a GenBank genome assembly
AUGCAUCGGAAGCCCCCUGAAUUCAGCUGGUUUAGCAAUGCGCUCAAAAAUAUCAAAGAAAAGAAAGAAUAUGGUCGUAAGAAUGAUAAUGAGAUGGAAGGAUGUCAUACAGUAUCAAAUAUAUACCCCGAAACACAAGAAAAUCAAACAAUAACUACUGCGCCAUCAGAAAUAACGAAAAAUCAUAUGAUACCUACAGUAUCUUCUACAUCAACAAAUGAUGCCAAAUUUUCUGAUUCAAGCUUAAAAGUAAACAAUACAGAAUGGGAAAAAAAUAAUGUAAUGAAUACAAUGAAUACAUAUGAAUACCAAAAUGAAGAAUCAGGAAUUGAUAGUAGUGAAAAGCCAACCCGGGAUAAUCAUCGAAGAAGUCUUACAGCAAAAUAUCUCGAAAAGAAAAAUCAGACGAAGAUUGAUAUCAUAGAAGAACCAGCUAUACGGCAUUCUCAGUAUAAUCAAUUCCCAAGGAUUCUUCAGAAUGAAGGACCAGUACGUCAGUCGUUAUUAAAUUUAGUUAUGGAUGAAGAUGUACCUGAUUUGAUGGAAGCUAUGGCAGAAAAGCUAGAAUUUGUUUUUGAAGAUCUAACACCAUCCGCAUCUUAUACCGUACAAGGAAUUUUACGCCAUCCAGAAAGACAUCCACGUUCACGUCCAAAAGAUGCAAAAUUGGUGUUUAAACCUUCUUCACCAACAGUUUUCACAUAUCCCAACGAAGAAUCGGCUGUUGAAGGAGCGCUAUGGGAUGAUGGAAUCCAGAUCACCUAUGAACUUUAUCGUGAACUUUGCGAUGAGUAUCAAUUUUCAGUUCUUAUUAAUUACAAAUCAGCUCUUAUUACAAAUCAUUAUCUCACUGACAUAUCAUACAUUUUGAUAGCAUCUUCAUUAAGGGAGAAGUCAUAUCUAACUCGUGAGAAUCAUGAUAUUCAACAAACAGUAACAUUACUGGAAGAACCUUCGGUGGCUGAAAGUUUGCUAGGUGUCACGGGUCGUAUAUCGUAUACCAAUGUCCCAGUAUUUGCCCGAAAUUCUCUGUAA